CACUUGGUGGCUGCUUGAGAAAGGAUGCCAAACCAGCUAUGAUUUGCACUAGAAAUGAUUUAUCAGAAUGGAAGGAUUUCCCAAAGGGUCUCAGGGUCCUCCUCCUUGAUGAGGACAACGAUUCUUCUGCAGAGAUAAAAUCAAAGCUUCAAGCUAUGGAUUAUAUAGUAUAUUCCUUCUGCAACGAAAAUGAAGCUCUUUCUGCAGUUUCAAGUAGACCCGAAAGCUUCCAUGUAGCCAUUGUAGAGGUCGGUACAAGCAGUAACAAUGGGGGUCUGAAGUUUCUUGAAAUUGCUAAGGACUUGCCUACCAUUAUGACUUCGAACAUUCAUUGUAUCAGCACGAUGAUGAAGUGCAUAGCUCUUGGCGCAGUUGAGUUUCUUAGGAAACCACUAUCCGAGGAUAAACUAAGGAAUAUAUGGCAGCACGUAGCUCAUAAGGCAUUUAGUGUAGGGGGGGAUGACCUUUCUGAACCACUAAAGCCUGUUAAAGAUUCUGUGGCUUCUAUACUGCAUCUGCAAUCGGAAGGAGAACCUAAGCAUGAGCACUCCGAUAAAAUAGAAGAUGCAUCUGUGGUUCAAGAAAAUGACUGUGAACUAUCAGCAGUAAAUAAUAAGUACCCGGCUCCUUCAACACCACAAUUAGAACAGGGUGGAAGAUUGUUAGUCAAUGAAGAUGGCCAAGAACAUAUUAACUGCUCAACUGAAAAAGAGAGUGGGGAGCCGGAUGGAGAAUCAAAAUUUGUCGAAACUACCAGUGGCAAUGUAGUUGCUGAACUAACUGCGCCAGUUGACCAACCACAGGGACAAAGGGAGACUAUGGUAAAAGAGGAGGAUGACUUAGUCAAUGAUACCAACGGUGAGCGUAUUGUGGAAUCUCAUCCUCAAGAUAGAGUAAACAGCCAAGAUUCUCGUGCUGGUGCCAAAAGGCCAAAUACCGUGUCUGGUCUUCAUAGUUCUGGUCCGAAUAAAGCUAAUCUAAAAAAAUUGAAGGUAGACUGGACAACUGAACUGCACAAGAAAUUUGUCCAGGCUGUGGACCAACUCGGGAUAGAUCAAGCCAUACCUUCCCGAAUACUAGAGCUGAUGAAGGUAGAAGGAUUGACAAGGCACAAUGUAGCAAGUCAUCUCCAGAAGCAUCGAAUGCAUAAGAGACACAUCUUACCUAAGGAAGUUGAUCGAAGAUGGCCACGAGGAGAUCAAACACAAAGGAGUUGUUAUCCACAUAAACCGAUCAUGGCCUUCCCUCCGUGUCCCUCCAAUCAUGUUGUCCCUGUCAGUCCUUUCUAUCCCAUGUGGGGAACACCUCAUCCGGUCAGCAUCCAGUCAUGGGGCUCACAAGGUUACUGCCCGUGGCAACCAACUGAAACCCGGCAUUGGAAGCCCUAUCCAGGGAUGCAUGCUGAAGCAUUGGGUUGCCCUGUUAUACCCAUACCUCCGGGACAUUGCUCGGAACAAUCAAAAUAUGCAGAAUGCUCAUGGAUUCAUUAUUCGAGCACCACGGAUAACAGUGGCAUGCCUCGAAGUCCUGUUGAACAUCAGCCGGCAGAGGAGGUGAUCGACGAGGUUGUGAAAGAAGCAAUAAACAAGCCAUGGUUGCCCUUGCCCUUGGGCCUCAACCCACCUUCUACUGAUAGUGUGAUAGCUGAGCUCUCUAGACAAGGCAUCUCCACCGUCCCCCCUCGGAUCAACGGAUCUAAUUCAUGCUGACGUGGCACUAGAUCGGUCCCACCGGAAGCAUGCACUACGUC
This is a messenger RNA of Hibiscus syriacus, 1750 nucleotides long. Its product is annotated as two-component response regulator-like APRR2. Gene Ontology annotation, biological process: phosphorelay signal transduction system; positive regulation of DNA-templated transcription. The record is from RefSeq and is a predicted model, not a curated record. The transcript has 11 exons. Bases 39 to 1709 code for a protein of 556 amino acids. Gene Ontology annotation, molecular function: transcription cis-regulatory region binding; DNA-binding transcription factor activity. Lineage: Eukaryota; Viridiplantae; Streptophyta; Magnoliopsida; Malvales; Malvaceae. Gene Ontology annotation, cellular component: nucleus.